AUGUACACAUUGAUGAAAAAAUAUUCUGACGAAUACCUUAAGGAGUUUUAUGUUGUCGGAAUUGAGGGCAGCGCGAACAAACUGGGCAUUGGAAUAAUACGAGGGGACGGAGAGAUACUCUCCAACGUUCGAAGAACAUACUCGCCCCCGGACGGCGAAGGUUUCAUGCCAAGACAUGUGUCAAAACACCAUAGAGAAAACAUGGCCACGCUGCUCAAAGAGGCCCUGGAAAUCGCAGGAAUUACGCUGUCGCAACUGUCGCUCAUUUGCUACACGAAAGGGCCGGGAAUAGGCUCAGGGCUGCACGUGGGAGCUCUGGCAGCGAAGACGAUACAUUUUCUAACGGGAUCCCCGAUAGUCGGAGUGAACCACUGCGUUGCGCACGUGGAGAUGGGCAGGCACCUGAGCGGGUACGAAAACCCGUGUAUUUUAUACGUAUCGGGGGGAAACACGCAGGUGCUAUCGUACGACAAGAACAGGACAGUGUACUCAGUACUGGGGGAGACGCUGGACGUGGCAAUAGGCAACGUGCUUGACAGGAUUGCAAGGCUGUUGCACCUGCCGAACAAGCCUGCGCCGGGGCUGUCAAUAGAGCUUCUGGCUAGAAAGUCAACAGGGAACCUGAUACCACUGCCGUUCGUAGUCAAAGGGAUGGACUGCUCACUCAGCGGCCUCUUGACGAAGGCCGAGGCGCUGAUAGAGCAGUUUAAGUUCAAGCUCAUGGUGAGCGAGGACGCAGCGUUUGAGUACGAGGGAUUCAAGGUGGAUUUGUGCUACAGCGUCCAGGAGCACACGUUCGCAAUGCUAAUAGAGAUGCUUGAAAGGGCAAUGUCGUUCACAGGCACUGAUGAAAUCUUACUCGUUGGCGGAGUCGGAUGCAACUUACGUUUGCAAGAAAUGGCCGGGAAGAUGGCCGAGGACAGAGGGGCGAAGCUCUUCCCAAUGGAUGAGCGCUACUGCAUAGACAAUGGAGCAAUGAUAGGAUACACUGGGAUGAUUGAUUACCUCUACGGACUAGGAACCGAUGCAGUUUUAUCGCCUGAGGAAGUGGUUGUUUCCCAAAGGUACAGAACUGAUCAGGCUCCAGUACACUGGAUAUAA
Messenger RNA from Theileria orientalis strain Shintoku, 1101 nucleotides. RefSeq names its product glycoprotein endopeptidase. The record is from RefSeq and is a predicted model, not a curated record. Gene Ontology annotation, biological process: tRNA threonylcarbamoyladenosine modification. NCBI's taxonomy places the organism in Eukaryota, Apicomplexa, Aconoidasida, Piroplasmida, Theileriidae. Bases 1 to 1101 code for a protein of 366 amino acids. Gene Ontology annotation, cellular component: EKC/KEOPS complex; cytoplasm. The transcript has 3 exons.